This is a messenger RNA of Galeopterus variegatus (Sunda flying lemur), 1279 nucleotides long. Its product is annotated as fibroblast growth factor 12. The annotation marks the transcript as partial. Gene Ontology annotation, molecular function: growth factor activity; fibroblast growth factor receptor binding. Gene Ontology annotation, biological process: positive regulation of gene expression; cell differentiation; positive regulation of protein phosphorylation. NCBI's taxonomy places the organism in Eukaryota, Metazoa, Chordata, Mammalia, Dermoptera, Cynocephalidae. The record is from RefSeq and is a predicted model, not a curated record. The transcript is spliced from 3 exons. Gene Ontology annotation, cellular component: cytoplasm.
UUCCCUCCCUCCUGUCCUCCCCCUCCCUCGCCUCCCGCUCUCUUUGCAGUGCGAGGGCCCGAGUCGAGCUCACGGCAGCUGGAAACAGCGGCCCCCGCCCCGCGCCCCUCCCCAGACUCCGGCUGCCCGCUCGCACUUCGCGCCUCUCGGAAUUCCAGAACUCCGGCGGCGGCCCCUGGAGAGCUGCAGCCGGGGCGAUGCAUUCCGUGGACCUCGCCCAGCCGGGACGGACCUCCUAAUCUCCAGAACUGCGGGCUGCAGGGAGUUAAAUUGCUGCCUUCCUCUCCUUUUCUCUUGCGGUUGGUGGCUUGUUUUCUCAAGGAACGUUUUAUUCACUUUUUAGUAUUUUCUACCGGGGCACGCUCCCCGCCUCGGUCCAGACUCUGCUUUGUAAAUGGGUUUUAUAUGUAUGUAUGUGUAGAUAUACUUUGGACACCUUGCAACGCUUGAGCCUCUCCAACAGGGGCACGGCUUGUUAUUUUGGACAUCCUUCGUCCCCUUCCCCCUGGUACUCCGAACGCAGUGUGACCAAACUCCCCACUGGCCCCUUGGACGCGGAUCGCCUUGGGGAGCAAGUUUGAGGUGCAAACGUCUACUUCGCAGGAAGGUCUGGGACCGCCCCAUCAUCGCCGCCAGCGGUUGGGGAAGUUUACAUCUGGAUUUUCACACGUUUUGUCGCCACUGCCCAGACUCGGACUAACCCUUGGGCGCCGAGUUUUCGGUACUGCAGCCUCUUCAAAUAUUAACACUGCUUCCCCGCGCCUGCCCUGUCCCUCCCGGCCGCCGAGGUCUUGCCCUCGCCCCGGCGGAGCGCGAUCCCGAGGGCGCAUUGGAGCCUGGGGCCCGGGGCCCGCGUUGAGCAGCUAUGGCUGCGGCGAUAGCCAGCUCCUUGAUCCGGCAGAAGCGGCAGGCGAGGGAGUCCAACAGCGACCGGGUGUCGGCCUCCAAACGCCGCUCCAGCCCCAGCAAAGACGGGCGCUCCCUGUGCGAGAGGCACGUUCUCGGGGUGUUCAGCAAAGUGCGCUUCUGCAGCGGCCGCAAGAGGCCGGUGAGGCGGAGACCAGAACCCCAGCUGAAAGGAAUUGUGACAAGGUUAUUCAGCCAGCAGGGAUAUUUCCUGCAGAUGCACCCAGAUGGUACCAUUGACGGGACCAAAGACGAAAACAGCGACUACACCCUGUUUAAUCUGAUUCCCGUGGGCCUGCGCGUGGUGGCCAUCCAAGGGGUGAAGGCCAGCCUCUAUGUGGCCAUGAAUGGCGAAGGCUAUCUGUACAGCUCA